Rhinichthys klamathensis goyatoka is the source of this 1096-nucleotide messenger RNA. RefSeq names its product solute carrier family 51 subunit alpha (gene slc51a). Gene Ontology annotation, molecular function: transporter activity. NCBI's taxonomy places the organism in Eukaryota, Metazoa, Chordata, Actinopteri, Cypriniformes, Leuciscidae. Bases 75 to 1046 code for a protein of 323 amino acids. The record is from RefSeq and is a predicted model, not a curated record. The transcript has 8 exons. Gene Ontology annotation, biological process: transport.
GGCGGAGUGUCGGGGAGUGUGGUUUGCACGGAUUACAGUUUGCCCUGGCUCUUAUAAACAAACGGUGACUGAAGAUGGAAAAGUCAAAUUUCACACUUUUUGAUCCGAGAUGCAGACAAGAUGCUCCGUUCUCUAUCGAUGUUAUUAUGCAGUUGGAUAUCUUUGGCAUAGUCCUCUUCUCUGUGCUGACUUUAAUGGCCACGGUGUCUAUGCUGGUUUUCAUCGAAGAAUGCAUCUACAUCUAUAAGAAAGUACCGCCAAAUAAGAAAAGCAUAAUCAUCUGGGUAACCGGAGCAGCACCAGUCAUUGCUACCAUGUCUUGUUUGGGCAUGUGGGUUCCUAGGGCCACGAUGUUCACUGAUAUGACAUCAGCCACAUACUUUGCAGUUGUGGUCUUCAAGUUCCUGAUUCUCAUGAUUGAAGAGGUCGGAGGGGAUGAUGCUUUUCUCAGGCGCUGUGAGAAACAGUCGUUUAAGAUCAGCACAGGACCUUGCUGCUGCUGCUGCCCAUGCCUGCCUAAUGUCCCCAUCACACGACGAUCUCUUUUUAUAUUGAAACUGGGGUCCUACCAGUUUGCACUCAUGAAGUUAGUCUUCACCAUCCUCUCUAUAGUCCUUUGGACGAAUGGCAACUUUAAUUUAUCUGAUGUUUCGGCCACUGGAGGAGCCAUAUGGAUAAACUCAUUUGUAGGCAUUCUCACCAUUAUUGCCCUUUGGCCUGUUGCAAUCAUGUUCAUGCAUGUGCGAGAGGCUUUACGCACCCUAAAAAUUAUCCCUAAAUAUGCCAUGUAUCAGUUGGUGCUGAUUCUUAGCCAGCUGCAAACUGCCAUCAUUAACAUACUGGCAAUGAACGGGACUAUUGCCUGCGCACCACCCUACACCUCCCAGACCCGUGGAUACUUGAUGAGUCAGCAGCUGUUGAUCGUGGAGAUGUUCAUCAUCACGCUAGUGACCCGUGUUUUAUAUAGACGUCCGUAUGACCCCAUACCAGAUGCGGAUUAUGUUGAGGAGACAAAGACUGUCCUAACUGCAAAAGAUAUUGCCUGAGAAGAACAGACUGUUGUGUGUGUGAAUGAGAUUGUGUUAUAUAUUUGGGG